CCCCAACCUGGCAUCUGUGCAUGCGUCGUGAAUGCUUGCAGAGGCAGAGCCUUUGCAUGUAAAGCAGGGAACCAGAUUGCACGAAAGCCUUUGCAAGUACAGGUGUACCUACAGAGGCUCCUUUCCUGCAGAUAUUCAUGGUGAACAUACAAGUGCCAGGUGUGAAUAGCGCAUGACAGGGGAAUGGCUCCUCAGCGAUGGUCUGACAUGUGAGUAAGACUAAAUACGGCUAUUAACAGCCUCUUUUAGGAAGUGUCUGAUGAGCUAAAUAGAGGGUUUUCAAAUGAGUCACAAAGCUGCACAGAUGACUUCUUCCUCCCUCACCACUAAAAUGUGGAACCACUUGCAAGUAAGAUAAGGUUUAUAAGAUGGCGGUUGUACAGCCAUUAGCCAUCAAAUAUUUAUCGUGGCUUCCUUAUUUGCACAUGGAUGUAAGCGGUGGGGAGGGGGAAAUUGCACUUCCUGUAAUUUUCGCUAUACAAUGAAACUCUCUGCUUCCCAUUAAAAUCUUCAUCAGUAAAAUGAAUACUAGGUAGCAGUAGGGAAUUAAAGCUUUCAAGAUACUGUGUGGGAAUUAAUUGCACACAGCAUUUAAUACUAACUUGUAGUAUCAACCUUCUACACUAGAUGGCAAAAUGGUGCCAUUUUUCACUUCUUGUUUCUGUGCUACAUUUUGGAAUUUCUGUUUGUACACAAUUCAGAUUUCUUAUUCAUGGGCACAUGGAUGGCAUUAUUACAAAGUCUUAAUUAUGGGUUUUUUUUAAAAUAAAAAGCCCUCUUUCUAUCAUGUGCUCCUUUUAGACUUUGUAAUGCCCAUCACUUCACCUUCUUAAAUAUAUAUCAGAAAUGUGAUUGUUCCAUCAAACAUUAAUGGACACCAUUUAGUACUUGAAAUGCUUUGAAAAGGGCUUGGUCCAAGUUCUUAGGCUGAAAUCCAAGGGUAAAACCUUAAUUGGCUUUUGAUAUUAUGGUCUUCUCAGUACUUGGAAAAAAUGGUUCCACCAAUUUAUCAUACCUGUUCCCCACCCUCUUUCCCCCUACUACUCAUUGGAGGAAAAUAAUUAUAAUUUCGCUUUAGGCAACAUAUCAGACUUCAUGAAUUGAAUUCAUUCUAAACGUAGAUCAUCUGUGCCCAUAAAUACCUGCUGAGCAUCUAUUCCCCCGCAACCACACACCCCCAUUGCAUCUGACUCUUAUUGCAUCCUCCAGGUCCCUACCUGCCCUCCCCAUUACCUCAUCUCUAACUCUCAGCAAGCUGAAAACCCUGGAAAAUCUGGCUCUUUGGUUCAUUAUAAUUUUAUUAUCGAUAUGAUGGGGUCCCGCCCUUUUGUAUCCUGCCUGAUGUUGCAUAACCCAUUGGAGGACCAGACACAAAUAAGUGUAAUUUCAGAAGCACUGUUUUGAAAUGUUUAAGGCUAGGGCUACGAAUUAUACAACUGGCCCCUGUGGUGGUCCCUUUCACAGUGAUGUGAUCUGCAAGAAUCAGGUAAUACUUGCCUCUGAUGCCCCAAGUUAGCAGUUCAAGUUGAAGACACAGCUACAAGGGUGACCUGUGUGUGGAGUGGGCAACUCUGUCCAGGGCUCUGCAGUGUAUUUUUGAAUAUCAUAUGCACAUAGAAUUAUGGAUAGGCACCUUUCAUUGAUUGUCCCCACCACUGGCAAAAAAAUAUUUAUUUAGGAGUAUUUCUAUAUUCUAAAUAGUUCAGUAUUUAGUUCUUAAUUUGUGCAGAUAAUUAAGCUGGCUUGAAUAACGGCAGUCACUAAUUUCUCUCACACCAUUCUUUCCAUGCCAGAGUCAAGACACAGGAAGAAAGGAGAUAGAGGCAUUCAAACCCAACUUCUUAAAACUUCCUACAUACUAUGGUAGUAAUACACCAUUAUUCCCCAUGGCCCAUUUAGAAUGGGAAAAGCAGCUUUGGAAGCAGCAGGGGAGUGGAGGGAGUGGGUUAUUCUGCUUAGUCCUUUCCCUGCCUCCAAAUCACACAUCCCCAGUGGCUACCCCUGCCCCAGCUACUCUAAUGCUGCAGCUGGUGCAGAAUAUGUCAGUCCACCUUGUACUAAAAUUGAGAUAUUAGAACUUUACAACACUAGAUCUAUGUAUAUAAACUGUACUAGCUUCUAGGCGUCAUUAAAGUUCUGAUCUUGAUUUUGGAGACUGUAAGUAGUCUAGACCUAUUCCUAUAAGAAUCCCUCCACAUCUUUUGGAAAGGUCCUGAUACAUAUUUUUUGCUUAAAGAAGUGUGGCCCUGGACUUCCAGCCCAAAGUCCUGUUCUGACAGCACCACCACUGAAAGAUGGCAAAAAAACCCACAACAAAAACCCUGCUGCAGCUGUGUCAGCACACAGGAAGAGCUUUGCAACUCUCUCUUUAAAAUCAAAUGAGCCUUGAUCAGGACUGCUUCCAUAGAUCAAAAGUUACUCCUUGCAACUGCCUGAGAUCAUUAUUAUGGGCAGCAUAUACUCUGCUUCAACUCUGCUGCUUAAAUAAUUUUAGCUCCCUCUGUAUAAACCAACUUACGAUCCCAGUGAAAAAACAGCCAUGGCCCAUGAAACAAGUAGGAAUGGAUAAUCAAUUUUUAUCACUUGUAUUAUGAGUAGGACCCAUAGCUUUGGGUGAGUUAUUAUAGUUUCUCCGCUAGGAAUGGAUGUGUAUAGAUGUUUAAUCUCUCUUCCACUGCUACGUAUCAGCCCAGAUGGACAGGAAAAGAAAGCAAUGUUAGCUCAUACUGCAGCUUGUGCUUUACCCUGUGACCUUUAACCAGAGGUGCCAACUUGAAUAAAAUAUUGGGGGUGGGGCAAGGUAAGCCCUGCCCCGCAUAAUUGAUCACAAGACACGGUGCACACACACCAUUUGAAUGACGAUGCUCAUCAAUUUUGUGGGGGCUCGGUCCCUAGGAGUUGGCUCCUGUGACUUUAACCAUGGCAUUCUACUUUGCUAGGUAUUCACCUCCAUCUUCACUGCUUUCCAAAUAAAGUUAGAUCAGCUUAAGUAUCAGGCCUUCUCAGUCAACACAUGUCCUGACUCCACCCCAAGUCUCUAGGUGCUUCCUUUUCACAGACUGAGAGAUAGUUUCUUGCAUUAACACUUCAACACAUGGCAGAAAGAUCUAAACAAAUCUAUAGAGGGUUAUGAGAGUCAGCAUAAUUGUUUUUCCAUCUCAAAAACUUCUUUCCACCUACACCCCAGGGCAUACUGAGCUCCUCCCCAGCCACCCCACCCCACUGCUUCAUUUCUGCUGCUGCCUUAGCCCAGUAAAUCCCCAUCCUUUCCUUUCUAACAUGUGAUAAUACAAGUUGCAGUGAGAGCCAAAGGAACUCUGAAACAAAAACAUGAUUCACUGGAAAACCUUGUCUGCCAAUUUGGAAAUUAAUUUAAAGUGACUUAGCUAAACCCACAAGGGAAGUCAGUAGCACAGUAGAAGUCAGUGGCCACACUCAUGUUUUGCUACUGCAGGAUACCAACCCUGAUGUACAUAAUACAUACUCUAGUCCUUUUAUGAACUCCAGCAGGACUGAGUGCAAACUCAGUUGCCUCCUUCCCAUGAAUCUUCUAAUCUUGGUUCUUUUCUGCUAGGCAUUCAUUUUUAUUCAGUGCCUUCCUGAGUGAUUUUAUGGUCCUAGGUUAAUGCCGCUCAGCAUCAUGGAAGUACUGAACCAUAGGGCUUCUCCAGUUACUAGAAUGGAUGCUCAUUUUUUAUUUAAAACUACAUGGGUAAAAACACAGCUUCCUAGACUACCAUACUUCAAAAUUUCACAUUUUUCAGUGGUAAAGCAUACACAUUCUUUCAUUCAACUAAAUGCAGAAAUCUCCUUCAUUUCAAAGAGCAUUGCAGACUUUCUCUCACUUGGAGCCUCUCUGUAGCUUGCAUUACUGUCAUUUAUUUUAUUUUGUGAAAGUCCUUCACUGUGCAGCCCCACCCCAUGCUUCAGAGAGCAAGACGUCAGAAAAGAGGAACAGAAUGUAAUGUACUCUAGAGAAGUGCACUUACCAAUUAUAUUUAUUCAGCUGCAUGGGGAAAUCUCAGCAGUUCAGAGCAAAUGUUCACUGAGGUGAGUAACUCUGCAAACCAGUUUAGCUGGUGGGUCACAGGAGAGUUCCAAGCAUCAAGAGUAUGCUGUGCCUAUAAUAUUCAACUGAACAUUAUUAUUGGCCAAUGAAUGGGCUUAAACCCCCUAAGUAUGAUGAGUCUUUCUAGGAGAAAACUGGACACGAGCCAUAGCCUUCUUAAGUCAGGACAAGCCCUCUAUAAACCACACAAGAAUGGAUAUUAUGGUGGGAGGAUAAUUGUGGUGAAUAGCAUACUGUGUAUUUAUUAGAGCUGAGCCAAAAUUCAGCAGGUGACAUUUUUCUUGGAAUAUGUUAAAGAUUUUUCUUUUUCUCCACCCAAUAGAUAAAGGCCACUUUCUGCACAUGCUCCAAACUCAAAAAUUUGUUCAAGCAAGUAACAUGUAGCUAGCGGAAUUACAUUUACUUACUUCAUCUGUGCAUGUAAUUCUUGUCUUCCCCUUCCCACUCUAUAAAAAUCUUUGUAUUUUGGCAUUUGGCUUUCUAAGUUUUAGAAGGUAAUUUUAUGCAAUUUAUCACUAGAAGCUUCCCCAUGUUCUGCAUGGAUGUAAAGAAGAGUUUGGAUUUGAUAUCCCGCUUUAUCCCUACCCGAAGGAUUCUCAAAGCGGCUAACAUUCUCCUUUCCCUUCCUCCCCCACAACAAACACUCUGUGAGGUGAGUGGGGCUGAGAGACUUCAGAGAAGUGUGACUAGCCCAAGGUCACCCAGCAGCUGCAUGUGGAGGAGCAGGGAAGCGAACCCAGUUCACCAGAUUACGAGUCCACAGCUCUUAACCACUACACCACACUGGUAAAAGCUACCCCUGCAUUAUAGGGAUAUUUCCUAAGAUUUUGCUACACUCUGCCUUCUGAGCUUUGGGAGAGUAAAACCCAAAGCUUCUCUCUUUGCUUACUUUUUUCUUAGGACUGGGCUGAGAAGAGGAGUCCUGGUCAAUAGGGCAGUUUAGGCUAUGGCAGGAGGUUCAUCCCAUCUAGGAGCAGCCUAUUGUAAAAAAAAUACUUUGAGAGGGGGGAUACUUAUACCAAAAAAGGGUUUGACAUUCAUGAAAAGUCCCUCUCUGGGCCAUUAUUAAAGUAAGCCAAACUAAUAAUAAUGUCUAUAACAUUUCUUGAGUUAACAACAUCAGAGCAGGGAUAGGUUUACAGUAAAAAUCAAAUAUCUUCCCUACACACAAAUGCUAUAUAACUAGAGCCAAGAUUGUGAGUAGCUUUGUAAUGGAAUUUGCUCCCACAUGAUUUUGUGAUGGCCACCAGCAGCGAUAGCUUUAAAAGAGGAUUAGACAAAUUCAUGGCGGGUAAGGCUAUUAAUAGCUAUAAGGCACAAUGGCUACACUCCACCUCCAGUGUUGGUGGUAGUAUGCCUCUGAAUGCCAGUUGCUGCAAAUCACAAGUGGGGAGAAGGCUGCUUUUUUAAAAAGCUCAUGUUCUGCUUGUACGCUUCCCAUGGCCAUCUGAUUGGCCACUCUGAUGCUGACCUUGAUCCAUCAGGGAUCUGCUUAUGUUCCUAGACCCAGUCUCUCUCCUACAUACUCUCUCCGCCUCUGGAUACCUUGGCUGUUGUUUGUGCUGGGCUGGCUGCUCCUCAGCCUUUCAUUUUUAGUCAUUGCCUUCCUUUUCUUCUCUAUCUUGCCCAUUGACUUUUCAGGAUAAUUUGUGGAAUUUGUCGCCACAAGAUGUGGUUGCUGCCUCUACCUUUGACAGCUUUAAGAGAGAAUUAGACAAAUACACAGCCCGUCUAUCAGCUCAGCAAGUAGUCAGGAUGGCUGCAUGUACCUUCUGGUUUCUGCAGCCUAUGUUUCUAAACACCACUUGCUAGGGAACAUGCCCUGCUCGUGGGCUUUCCACUUGUAUCUAAAUGGCAGUGGUCACUGUGGGAAAGAGGAUGCUGGACUCAAUGGGCCUUUGGCCCGUCACAGCAGCGCUCUUCUUUCUCCUGCUUUUGCUUCCGUAAGCUUCUUUCUUAUGCUUUUUUCUUCCCUCAGCCAUCUCCAACAGUCACAACUGCCGUUCUCUUUAAAAUGGUUCAACAUUCCUCCUCUGUGUCUGGCGUGCCCUCCUCUAAGUCAGGGAAAAGUUCCUGUUGUGUCAUCACCCUGACCAGGGCAUUGCAACUGGCCUCAAAGCGCAUGAACUGGUGCUGUGUUUUUACCAUGGUGAGUUGUCAAAAGCCAUUUCCCCACAGCAUUUUCAUUACCCACACGUUGAAGAACAAUAUUUUCACAGGCUUGGAAAAAUAGUAAUUUGAAGACUGCUCACGUGCAAAGCUUCCUACAAUUUAUUUUUUUGUAUAUAUAUAUAUAUAUAUAUAGAUUUCACACCAUUGCAAGCAGGGCCAUCACCCAAUUAAGAAAUCUUAGUCAAUUAAUCAAACGAAUUUAAAGUGAUUAAUUAAUCAAAUUGAUAUAAAUUUGCAUAUGACUUAAAGCAAUAGGUAUUAAGAAAAAGGCAGACUUUCAUUGUUUUCAGAUGAUGCAUGCAUGUGUCACCACAGUCACCAUCUCAAAAGAAGCAUUUGCUCCUGUGGGAGAGAGAAGAGGGAAUGCCUUUUCUAAGGAAGCACCUGCCAUCUGCAGUUUUUUAAGUACUUGUCUUAAUUAACAUUUUAAAAUGUGCUUUCUGAUUAAUUUAAGGUUUUGCUGUUGAAGUGUAAAGCCCUGAACAGCCUGGGAUCUGCUUCCCUGUGAGACCUCCUUUUCCAAGAUCAUCAUGUUCAAGCCUUUAGGUCAUCAAGCGAGGUCCUCUUGUGGGUGCCACAUGCCCUGGAAGUUGGUUUUUUUUAGUACCAGUGGAAGUCUUUAGUGCUGAAGGACAGGAGGGGGGAGUAUUAUCCCAUCUCAAAAAGAACUGAUCCCUAUUCUGAGUCCAUCUCCCUGCUGACCAGGAGAACCUUUGUAUUGUCUGCUUUAUUGUCGCCAUUUGCUAGCCCUCAUCCAACUCAUAAUGGCUUCCUUAGUAUUAGAUGAAAAGGAGAAAUAGUGUAGCAACCACCCAUUGUUGACAACCUAUCUGCUGGUAAAUUUGUAUGGUUAACUUCUUCGUGUCUCCUGUCUGCUCCAAUCAGCAGAAGGCUUGUCACACCAUUCUGGUUGAUCUGUCCCAGUAGUGUGGUGGCAAAUUUAGAAAUGCAAGGUCCCUUCAUGACAGUCACACCAUGCUGCCUCACACCCAUGUCUGAGAUUAUACGCUUUAACUUCCAGAACGAAAGUUUUCCCUAAAGCUUCCUGAGAGUGUAGUUUUGUGAUUUUUAAAGAUUUCUCAGCACCUUACCAAUCUACUCCCCAGAAAGCUGUGUGAGGAGAACCUGAGCUUACAGGGUUAAACAGCUCAGAAUGUACGCCCUGCCUACAGUUGGGAGGGGGGAGCUACGUCAGUUCCGAGAGACUAAAGUCUUUGUUCUGUCUCUCUACUUUCGCUUUUGAGGAGAGAGGACGUGUUUCACGAUGCUGUUCGCUGUGAUAGAUAAUGGAUAGCCUGCUGUAAAUAAAACUGCUUUUAGCUGCCAAGAACCUGAGUGGACUUUAUUUAAGUACACUGAAGAAUGCACGGGAGUGUUUUGCAG
Podarcis lilfordi (Lilford's wall lizard) is the source of this 7624-nucleotide messenger RNA. The record is from the annotation of a GenBank genome assembly. NCBI's taxonomy places the organism in Eukaryota, Metazoa, Chordata, Lepidosauria, Squamata, Lacertidae.